AUGUUCAUCUAUCUAUCUAUCUAUCUAUCUAUCUAUCUAUCUAUCUAUCACUGUAUGUUCAUCUAUCUAUCUAUCUAUCUAUCUAUCUAUCUAUCUAAAUCUAUUUGCAGACAUGCUCGAAUUUAUCUACCAUUCCCUAUCUUUUCGCUUGAACAGACCCAUUCCGUCUGUGGGCGGUCACCAACUUCGAAACACUGUUGGCGAUUUAAGUUUGAACAAAGGUCAAAUUAUAGCAAACUAUCUACUUCAUCCUGUUCGUAUCUAUCUAUCUAUCUAUCUAUCUAUCUAUCUAUCUAUCUAUCUAUCUAUCUAUGUCUUUUAAUUAUCUAUGUUUUAAUUAUCUAUCUAUCUAUGUCUUUUAAUUAUCUAUCUAUCUAUCUAUCUAUCUAUCUAUCUAUCUAUCUAUCUAUCUAUCUAUCUAUGUCUUUUAAUUAUCUAUGUCUUUUAUCUAUCUAUCUAUCUAUCUAUCUAUCUAUCUAUCUAUCUAUGUCUUUUAAUUAUCUAUGUCUUUUAUCUAUCUAUCUAUCUAUCUAUCUAUCUAUCUAUCUAUCUAUCUAUCUAUCUAUCUAUCUAUGUCUUUUAAUUAUCUGUCUUUUAAUUAUCUAUGUCUUUUAUCUAUCUAUCUAUCUAUCUAUCUAUCUAUCUAUCUAUCUAUCUAUCUAUCUAUCUAUCUAUUCUUUUAAUUAUCUAUCUAUCUAUCUAUCUAUCUAA
Acanthosepion pharaonis is the source of this 711-nucleotide messenger RNA. The record is from the annotation of a GenBank genome assembly. NCBI's taxonomy places the organism in Eukaryota, Metazoa, Mollusca, Cephalopoda, Sepiida, Sepiidae.